Molecule: messenger RNA, 643 nt
Organism: Zychaea mexicana
Lineage: Eukaryota; Fungi; Mucoromycota; Mucoromycetes; Mucorales; Lichtheimiaceae
Exons: 1
Coding region: 154-609 (151 amino acids)
Source: RefSeq, a predicted model, not a curated record
CAACAAUCCACCUUCUUCUCGGUUUUUCAUUUAUAAAUGCAAACGGAUGCACACAACUUUCAAUCCAUCUAAUUUUUCUUCUUCUUACUUGCUUUUUUCCUUCUACAUACGUACUAAUUACCUUUUAAUCUAAACAUCAUCACACAUUAUACAAUGUCGUCAACAGCCGGAUACUCCAACGUCGACAAGAACAACGUUACUGUCAGCCUUUCCCGUCUCGCAUUGGCCAAAGCAAUAAGGAUGCUCGAUGACGACAAGAUCGAUGCUAGUAAUAAUACAGACAGAAACAGGAAUGCUGAUGACCGGCCUUUAUGGUUGAAAAGCGCUAUAUUUCAUCAAUCACAUGUUGCUCCGGAAAUGCUGCAACGUGUUGUUUGCGGCGACAAACUACAACAACGAGAGCAUAUUCUUCGACAUUUUGGUAGCAAAAUGUUACCACAGCAGCACUGGCAACACCCCACUAACAGAAAAGUGACGGUACCAACAAAAACAACAGCACAAACAAUUCGACGGUCAUCUACACCCGCAGCGCAUAAUAGCAGUAGCGGUAAUUCGAGGUCAGCCAGUUCAUCGACAUCGUGUAAGUCUUGGCUACUUUCUUUGUUGUAGUAGUAGUCGUAGUUAUUGCUACUAGAACUCUAAU